GUGAACUUCGAGAACCCCGCUUCGAUACGUAUCGUUUCUUGUUGUCUUUCUCAUUGUGAUCUUUCAAGAAGUGCAACUGGAUUUCUGCUCGUUAUCUGUACUGGGAAGCUCGUGAACAUCCAGAAUCCAAGUCCGCCAGCCUGCUUAUAGGAGCUGACAGUCCGCAUUGUCCUUCUUCAUAAAGAAGCCUAGCAUCUAGCUUCUUAGUCUAUUCAUUACAUUGGAGCCUACAAAGUACAUCUUGAAUUUUGUUAGCAACAUCACCUCCACGAUGUCCUGCCCCUUGUGGAAUUACGACGAUGUGCCGCAAUGUGCACGAACACAGGUUCUUUUUUAUGCUCCGUUGGCCAUCGGCGGAAUGUCUUUGGCGUAUCUUGCUGUGUCAUCUGCCAGGUUUUUUACUCGGAAAGAGACACCUGUUGCGCUUUCUGAAGAGAACAGACCUUUGUUGGCCAACCCGGACGCGUAUGGUGCCAUCGGUUCCAAUCCCGAUCUGAAAGCGCCGCAACUUUCGUUGAAAGACCGUCAUUUUGACCUUUCGCUAUUGUCCAAUACCAAUGAGGACGGCACGCCUCACGGCCAAAUGAAGGAUGUGCCCAAGGGCUUGUCUGAUAGGAUCCGCGUUGCUUCCGAAUACUGCCUUGUCAUCUUCCAGUUGGCCAUCACAGCUGCCACGCUUUUCAUGUCUGAUUUCUCUGAAGAGUGGAAUCUGUUUCCAGUGUCGCUUGCGCUCACUGCCUACUGGCUAUACGCCUUUUUGCUAUGCUCAGUGAGAGUGAUCAAUCUUUCCAAGGUACGCGUUGCCGGGCCUUCAUUAUGGUACCAUUCUACUGCCUUGUACAUGCUUUACUUCUUCCCCGCGGCUGUAUUUGCACGCUCCGCGUUGGCAGCCAAUGUGAAGUCCAAUUUGGUUUGCAGAUACUACGAAGCAAGUUUCGUCGCGACAGCACUUUUGGUGUUCUUGAACAUCACCACGGAAAUUGGGGACAAGCCAGGCCAGGUCUACGUCACUUCAGAUGGUGCUAAGCCUUCCCCUGAACGUAUUUCCAGUCUUUGGGCAUUUUCAACUUACUCUUGGAUCGACCCAAUGAUCUGGAAAGCCUACAAGUCGCCCAUGGUGAAGGAAGACAUCUGGGGAUUACGUGAAGAUGACCAUGCUUUAGAUGUCCUCAAAAAAUUUGAAUCUACAAAGCUGACUGCUAGGUUCACGUUCAAGUUGUUCUCCCACUUCAAGGCCUUGUUCUUGUUGCAAGGCUUCUGGGCCAUUCUCGACUCUGUACUUGUCUUUGUGCCAACUUUGCUUUUGAAAAGUGUCUUGGAGUAUGUCUCCGAUCAGUCGUCAACCACCAAGAACGUUGCAUGGUGCCUUGUCAUUCUCAUGCCGCUCACAAAAAUGGCAGACUCUGUCACUUCAGGAUUCUCUUUGUUUCUUGGUAGACGUGUGUGCGUUCGCAUGAGGGCUAUUAUUAUUGGCCAGGUGUACUCCAAAGCCUUGAGAAGAAGAAUCGUCACAAGUGAAGACUCUGAAGAAACCAACAAUGAUUCAGAAAGCAAGGACGGGGGAGCUAAAAAGAGCGAUCCGAAAGAUUCAAAGUCAUCAGAAUUGGGAGCAAUCAUCAAUUUGAUGGCAAUUGAUGCUUUCAAAGUGUCGGAAAUUUGCGGAUACUUGCAUUUCUUUGUUGGGGCUAUUUUGAUGCUCAUAUUUUGCAUUGUCUUGUUGUAUUCUUUGCUUGGUUGGAGCGCUUUGAUUGGAGGAAGUGUGAUCAUUCUCGUGUUGCCCUUCAACUACAAAUUUUCGGCGUGGGUUGCUCGUGCUCAAAAGACAAUGUUGAGCGUAACAGACAAAAGAAUUCAAAAAAUGAACGAGACUUUCCUGAGUAUUCGUAUCAUCAAGUUCUUUGCUUGGGAAGACAACUUUUUCAGGGAAAUCAUGAACAUUAGAAAAGAGGAAAUGUAUUACUUAAAGUUGAGAGUAUUCUGCUGGGGUUGUCAGUCUUUUGUUUGGUUCGUUAUUCCCACUUUGGUGACAGUUAUUUCUUUCUAUUGCUACACUGUCAUUGAAGGAAAGCCCUUGACAGCACCCAUUGCUUUCACGGCAUUGUCGCUUUUCACAUUUUUGCGGUCACCAUUGGACCAAUUAUCUGAUAUGACUGCAAUUGUCAUUCAAUCUAAGGUCUCUUUAGACAGAAUAAGCGACUUUUUGGAGGAAGAGGAAUCUUCCAAAUACGAACAAUUGGAACAAACACCUUCUGUUUCUUCGCCACUCAUUGGAUUCGAAAAUGCUAGCUUUUCUUGGAACUCAAAGUCUGACAAGGACUUCAAAUUGAAAGACUUGAAUACUGCCUUCUUGCCAGGGAAGCUUAAUGUCAUUAUUGGGCCUACUGGUUCUGGAAAAACUUCUUUGUUGCUAGCUUUGCUUGGUGAAAUGGAAUUGAAUGCUGGCAAAAUAUUUUUACCUGGAAUUAUUCCAAGGGAUGAGCUUGUGGUAGACCCAAGAACUGGAUUGACCGAAUCUGUUGCUUACUGCUCGCAAGGUGCUUGGUUGUUGAAUGAUACCAUUAGAAACAAUAUUACUUUCGCAUCUCAGUUCAAUCAAGAACGUUACGACAAGGUUGUUGAUGCAUGCGGUUUGACUAGAGACUUUCAAAUAUUGAGUGCUGGAGACCAAACAGAAAUUGGCGAAAAAGGUAUUGCUCUUUCUGGAGGUCAGAAGCAACGUGUGUCUUUGGCUAGAGCAUUGUACUCAAAUUCCAGACAUGUUUUACUCGAUGACUGCUUAUCUGCGGUGGACUCGCACACUGCAUUGUGGAUUUAUGAAAACUGCAUCUCUGGACCACUAAUGGCCAACAGAACAUGUAUCUUAGUGUCUCACAAUGUGGCUUUGACUGUUCAAAAAGCUGACUGGGUUGUGGUCAUGAACAACGGAAGAGUUGAUCAUGAGGGUACACCAGAACACUUAAUGUCAAAUGGUCAUUUGGGUGACGAUGAAUUGGUUCGUACAUCGGUAAUGAACUCUCGCUCACAAUCUUCGACAGAAUUGCAAACAUUAGACUCCAAAAACUCCGAUAUGAAAGCCAAAUCGCAAGCUAUUGAAAACAAGUUGCAGAAAUUGGCGGAGGGAGAUGAUGAAGAAGUUGUUAGAACCGACGGAAAACUUGUUGAAGAUGAAACAAAAGCUGACGGUGUUGUUGGUCUCAAGGUCUAUACUGAUUACGCCAAAGAAUUUGGCGGAUGGUUUACUUGGACUUGUAUUGUCGCCAUCUUUUUAAUUCCACAAGGUGUGUUUAUCGCUCAGUCCUGGUGGUUAAAGAAAUGGGCACUGGAAACCGCUGAAUCCACUGUUGGUAUUGCCAGCUUGAACAAUGUAAAUUCGUUCAGAGAGUUGAAAUCUGAAUUCAUGAGCAGCGUGGUUUCGACAACUCACGUUGCAUUCUCUUAUGUCAGACCACAAGCGAUCAUCGAAACAGUUCAAACUUUCCAAAAGGAGAAUUCUGUCUUGUUCUACAUCUCAAUUUAUGGAGGCAUUGGUAUGACAUAUGCUUUAUUAGCGACAUUGAGAGUCUUUUGGACUUUCUUGGCUGGUAUCACCGCUUCCAACAACGUUUUCCAGAAAGUUCUUACCCGGAUUUUGAGAGCCAAAUUGAGAUUUUUUGACAAGACCCCAUUGGGUCGUAUCAUGAAUCGCUUCUCCAAGGACAUCGAAGCUGUCGAUCAAGAAUUAACCCCAUUUGCAGAGGGUGUUUUUGCAUUUGUUAUUGCUUGCGUUUCAACACUUCUUCUCAUUGCCAUUAUCACUCCAGGAUUCUUGUUUUUUGCUGUGUUUAUUGCAUACUUCUACUACUUGGUAGGAGUAUUCUACAUUUCACUUUCAAGAGAGUUGAAAAGGUUUGAUUCUAUCACAAAGUCUCCCAUUCACCAGCACUUCUCUGAGUCGUUGGUUGGUGUGGCUACAAUUAGAGCAUAUGGUGUUGAAACAAGAUUUAUGAAGCAGAAUUUGUCAGCCAUUGAUAAUAACAACAGACCAUUUUUUUACAUGUGGGUCGCUAACAGAUGGUUGUCUAUUCGUAUCGACGCAGUCGGCUCCAUGGUUAUGUUUUUUUCUGGAGUGUUCGUGCUUUUAUCAAUCGGAAGGAUUGACGCCGGAUUGGCUGGAUUGUCAUUGUCCUAUGCUAUUUCGUUCUCAGAGAACGCUUUAUGGAUUGUCAGACUUUACGCAAACAUUGAAAUGAACAUGAACUCUGUCGAGAGAUUACAAGAAUAUUUGGACGUUGAAGAGGAGCCUCCUGCAGAAGUUCCAGAGACCAAACCAGCAAGCAACUGGCCACAAACUGGAGAGAUUGAUGUCAAUGAUUUAUCAUUGAGAUAUGCUCCAGACUUACCACGUGUUAUUAAAAAUGCCACAUUUCAUGUGAAGCCCUGUCAUAAAAUUGGUAUUGUUGGUCGUACAGGGGCAGGCAAAUCCACAAUCAUUACUGCCUUUUUUAGGUUUCUAGAUGCAGAAACCGGCUCGAUCAAGAUCGAUGGCGUUGACAUUUCCAAAAUUGGACUUAAGGACUUGCGUUCGGCAAUUACCAUCAUUCCUCAGGAUCCAACUCUAUUUACUGGUACAAUCAGAAGCAAUUUGGAUCCAUUUAAUCAAUACAGCGAUGAACAAAUCUUCGAGGCAUUGACUAGAGUGAACCUUAUAGGCAAAAAGGAAAGGGAAAGGGAAGUCAGCAAGGAUGAUGCUAAUGAGAAUCAAAACAAGUUUAUGGAUAUUGAGUCGUCAGUUUCCGAAGGUGGAAAUAACCUUUCGCAAGGACAAAGGCAAUUGAUGUGCCUUGCAAGAUCUUUGUUGAAGAGCCCCAAGGUCAUUUUGUUGGAUGAGGCCACUGCUUCGAUCGACUAUAAAUCUGAUGCUUUGAUCCAACAAACGAUUAGAGAUGAGUUUUCCCACUCCACUAUUUUAACCAUUGCUCAUAGAUUGAGAUCCAUUAUUGAUUAUGACAAGAUCUUGGUUAUGGACGCUGGUAGAGUUGUGGAGUACGAUGAUCCAUAUGCCUUGAUUGCAAACAAGGAUUCCUUAUUUUACAGCAUGUGUGAGAAUAGUGGAGAAUUGGAUUCGCUCACUAAACUUGCCAAGGCUUCCUUCGUGAACAAAAAGAACGCUAUACGCAAUUAAACACACUGAUGAAAGAACGGUGUUACUAGACAAACAGUUAUUGAUAUUUCAUUUAUAAAUGAUUUUUGUAUAGCGCUGGUCUUUAAACAAGAGAAAAUACCAUACUAUAUCAGAUGACGAUUACGAAUAACCUUAUUGUUGUUUGUCCAAUCUCUGUUGCAGAGUGACAUCUGAUGUUCAGCCAUGGAAUUGGAAACGAACGAGCUUCGAAGUACACCCGAAAGAAGUAGGCUCUAAAGAAGACUCACAAAAGAAACUCCAAGAUUAUGAACAUUUGUCGAACCGAGCAUCGGGGAACUUGGCUGAGAUUUUCAGCCUCAGAUGUAUUUUUUGAAUGUAUAGAUAUAACAAUCACCUUU
Messenger RNA from Metschnikowia bicuspidata var. bicuspidata NRRL YB-4993, 5520 nucleotides. RefSeq lists its product as uncharacterized. Bases 272 to 5161 code for a protein of 1629 amino acids. Gene Ontology annotation, biological process: transmembrane transport. Gene Ontology annotation, cellular component: fungal-type vacuole; fungal-type vacuole membrane. NCBI's taxonomy places the organism in Eukaryota, Fungi, Ascomycota, Pichiomycetes, Serinales, Metschnikowiaceae. The record is from RefSeq and is a predicted model, not a curated record. Gene Ontology annotation, molecular function: ABC-type peptide transporter activity; ATP hydrolysis activity; ATP binding. The transcript has a single exon.